Molecule: messenger RNA, 1913 nt
Organism: Ilyonectria robusta
Lineage: Eukaryota; Fungi; Ascomycota; Sordariomycetes; Hypocreales; Nectriaceae
Product: major facilitator superfamily domain-containing protein
Exons: 2
Coding region: 243-1820 (525 amino acids)
Biological process (GO): transmembrane transport
Cellular component (GO): membrane
Molecular function (GO): transmembrane transporter activity
Source: RefSeq, a predicted model, not a curated record
AGCAUCCCUGCACAACAUGUGAUCAAAAGGCCGACAACAUUUGUUUGAGGUCCAUCGUGUAGGCAAAGAAGCCAGUUGCAACUUUUUUGUCCCGGAACCCGAGUUUUGCAUCAAUUCUAGACCCGGCCUUACUGUCUUCAGAUUCACCAACCCAUCGCCCAAGUCAGGAGGUGGCACAGGGAACAAACUGCAUAUUGCGUAACAACCCUAGCCCGCAAACACGAACACGCAGUCACCGGAUAAUGGCGGCUCCCGAACCCUCGUCCACGUUCCCCACGGAGACGACUUCUCUGCUGGGCGAACAACAGGCCGAACAUGAGGGCGAGCAGGAAGCCAGUCACCAGAACACCUCCAAGACUCAGCUGUACUCGCCCAGACACCUGCUGAUACUAGUUUGCGCGUCUAUUGUUGCGGCCGACUUUGGCAAUUCUCUGGGUUAUGCUCCUCAGCUUGAGAUAUUCGAGUCGAUUAUCUGCAAACAACUCCUUGGUCUUGGACCCACCCCGAAUGGAGACGGACGUUGCAAGGCACCGACUGUGCAAGAUGAGCUGGCUCUUCUGAACGGCUGGAAGGACACUUUCGACCAAAUUCCCGGAAUUGUUCUUGCCUUUCCCUAUGGCCUGGCUGCCGACCGGGUUGGCCGCAAGCCGGUCCUCCUUUUGAGUCUGUUUGGCCUCCUCUUCCAGGAGGUUGCUACCCGCCUGAUAUCCUGGUUCAGCAUGUUCGACAUGGUGCCCCUCAGAGCUAUCUGGUUUACACCCGUCUUUCAGAUUGUCGGUGGUGGCCCAGAGAUUGCAACUUCAAUGGCCUAUGCUAUGAUCACUGAUCGGUUUCGACCCGACCAACGAGCGUCUACCUUCUUCAUCAUGGCCGCCGCAAUUCUCCUGGGUGAGAUCCUGGCAACCCCCUUGAGUGCGCUGCUGAUGUCGUGGUCCCCUUGGAUCCCUUCAUUGGCUGCUCUCGGCUGCCAAUUUUUCGGAUUGCUCGCCGCUAGUUGGCUGCCCGAGACGCAGCCGCCGUCUACGACAGGUGACAUCGUGGAUGUGUCGUGCGACGCAAAUGGCAACGGGACGUCCACAUCAGGCCAAGACCCCGAUCACUCUUCCGGAGGGUCUAAUUGGACCGACUCCUGGGCCUGGCCAUGGGAGAAGCUAGAAGGGCACAAAUUGCUGAAUCCAAACAUGUUGUUUGUCGUUGGUGCCUUUCUGAUGGCCAGCAUAGGGAGGCAAGCGGUGCAACUCAUCGUCCAAUAUGCCUCCCAGCGAUUCGAGUGGAGCAUAGCCCGCGCCAGUUUGCUCAUCACGAUUAAAGGCGUCAUCAACCUAGUGUGCCUGCUCGUCGUCUUACCAAAGCUGUCGCUUAUGCUGAGCCGGCGAAUGUCACCGGCUGUCAAGGAUCUCAGGAUCGUGCAGGGAAGUGUGCUAUGCCUCACACUGGGUGCCACGCUGAUGGCGUUCUCGGCUCGAGGCGGCGUAUUCAUUGCCGGUGUGUCUGUCCUCGCCUUGGGCUGGGGUUUUUAUUCUGCGCUCCGCAGUCUAGCAAAUGCCCUUGUUGGGCCGUCUCAAGUCGGAUUGAUCAACACCAUGAUUGGAUUUGCACAAAGUAUUGGGUCAAUGGUCGCAGGUCCGGCCUUGGCCGCUGCCUUUCAGCGCGGAACCGCAUUGAAAGGCAUUUGGUCGGGUCUUCCUUACAUGGUAGCUGCAACUCUUUUUCUAACUGCAGGUUGCUUGACUUUGGGUAUACGUAUUCAUCGGAAACAGGACGCUAUAGAACCUGAGGAGGUGAAUGAGGCACCGAUUUCAGAGUCGACGCAAUCCUGAGAAAUGUACAUCAUGAGAAUUACGAUAUUGUUGACAGCAUUGCAAUUAAUAACUGUCACCUUCAUUUAUUCGAAGAGCUUGGAGAGUGCCGAU